GAGGUUUCCAGAGAGGGCGGGUCGCUCCAGCGCUUCUAUUCCCUCCCCUGCUCCCGCCCAGCAGACCACAUGUCUGCUACAACCUCAGGUCCUUAACACUCAGCUGUUUCUACACGUGCGCACUGCAGCGGCUUAGGGGGCGUGUCCCGGAUGCCCCGGAAGUAAACUGCCGCGCGCUGUCCCGGAAGUGGCCUCCAGUGAGCCGAUAUUCAGGUCUACAUUGUCCAAAGUACGUUCAGGCCUCUGACUUUGCCAAAGUGUAGAGAGCCAUGCCGCCAGCAAGGCUGUUCUUGGCCAGACUGUGGAUGACACUUGAAGGUGCGGAGCGCUGUGCCCCAUCUAUGAGGACCCUCCUUCAGCAUCAGGCAUCUCCUAGGCUUUUCUCUUCUAGCAGGGUCACCUGUGCCAAGCAUCAAGAACUCCCUAGAAAGAAGCAGCUCUCUGAAAAAAAGCUGAAUAGGCAUUUCGUGGACCAUCGACGAGUGCUUAUCCAAGGGGGAAAUGGAGGCAAUGGGAUGAGCUGCUUCCACAGUGAGCCCCGGAAGGAGUUUGGAGGCCCCGAUGGUGGUGAUGGUGGCAAUGGAGGCCAUGUCAUUCUGAAAGUUGAUCCCCAAGUCAAGUCACUGUCAUCAGUCCUGUCUCGGUAUCAGGGCUGUAACGGAGAAAAUGGUGGCAGCAAGAACUGCUUUGGGCAAAAUGGUGCCAUCCUCUACAUCAAGGUCCCCAUGGGUACCUUAGUAAAGGAAGGAAAUGAAGUUGUGGCUGACCUGUCACACCCAAAUGAUGAGUAUAUUGCCGCCCUGGGUGGCGCAGGAGGAAAGGGUAACCGCUUUUUCCUGGCCAAUGACAAUCGCGCACCUGUGAUAUGUACCCCUGGACAGCCCGGGCAGCAGCGAAUCCUCUUUCUGGAGCUUAAGACAGUGGCACAUGUAGGGAUGGUCGGGUUCCCCAAUGCAGGGAAGUCUUCACUUCUCCGGGCCAUUUCAAAUGCAAAGCCUGCUGUGGCCUCCUACCCAUUCACCACCUUAAACCCCCAUGUUGGGAUUGUCCACUAUGAAAACUAUCAACAGUUAGCAGUGGCUGACAUCCCAGGCAUAGUGCGAGGCGCACACCAGAACCGGGGCCUGGGCUUUGCUUUCCUCCGGCACAUUGAACGCUGCGGCCUUCUACUGUUUGUGGUGGAUCUCUCAGCACCAGAGCCAUGGACUCAGGUGGAGGACCUCAAGUUUGAACUGGAAAAGUAUGCAGAAGGUCUAUCUCAGAGACCCCACGCUGUGGUUGCAAAUAAGAUCGACCUCCCCCAGGCAAAGACCAAUCUGCCUGAGCUGCAGGCCCGUCUGGGGCACCAGGCUAUUGCCUUGUCAGCAGUCACUGGGGAGAACUUGGAGGAGCUGCUUCUGCGACUGAAGGAGCUCUAUGAUGGGCACGUGGCCGCUGAGCAGGAGAGACGCCGGCAGCCCCUCCUGUGGUAGUGUGGGUAGUUGGUGCAGGCCUGGUUAGCUCACAUAGGCAUUGCCCUGGGGCUUGGCACUUGGGUGGCAGAAGUCACGCUUGACAGCCUGCUGGCUCAUGUGCUAAGAUGUCUUUUGUGUUAAUUAGCACCCUAAUUAGUCACCACACUAAGACCGACUUUCCCAGAUGCUUCUGAGCACAUGGACAGUAAAAAGUGCAGCAGCUGGAGCCAGAGGUGUGAUUCACUUCCAAGCACUGACCACAGGUGCCAGAGCUGUCACCAAAACUGAUCUCUGGCUUCUACACUGUCCACUUGAACCACCCCCCCAAUACACACACACAUGUGUGCCCCCAACAGCAUCUGUAGGGGUUAGCUCUGCGUACAAGAUUGAGGCAGAGUCCAGAUGUAACUCUUCUCUCCAAUCCUACUGCUCAUGGGGAGCAGGAGGACCACUCUACUCUUGUUCCAGAAAUGCACUGUGCUUUGUUAGAACUAAAUGCCAAAGAGGAACUGAGGUGUUGACUUCACGACUGAAUGCACCCAAUAUCCGACCAGGGACAGGUGCCUUCUGACUCACACCAGUGUGUUCAAGCACGUUAUUAUCUCCAGGCUUUGCAGCUAGGGGAUUGUAGGUACCCAGAGGUGGCCAGGGUGCAGUGAGAAAAUGGCAGGCCUCAACUCUUGAGACCUGGACUAGGUUUUCAUUCAGCUCUUUGCAGGCAUUCUCAAGUGAACACAGGCUCAGAGCCAAGCUGGCAACAGCCUUCCUGUAUCUACUUUGCUUUGUUCAGAGACCCUGUGGGACACACCCAGCAUUCUCCUGUGGAAAGGCCCCCUUCUGGGGCUCCUGUCUUUGUUUCACUAAUAAGUGCUGAGCAAUUACUAA
Erinaceus europaeus (western European hedgehog) is the source of this 2339-nucleotide messenger RNA. It is a transcript of the gene MTG2, whose product is annotated as mitochondrial ribosome associated GTPase 2. The transcript has 7 exons. The coding region runs from base 270 to 1472 and encodes 400 amino acids. Gene Ontology annotation, cellular component: mitochondrion. The record is from RefSeq and is a predicted model, not a curated record. Gene Ontology annotation, molecular function: GTPase activity; magnesium ion binding; GTP binding. Lineage: Eukaryota; Metazoa; Chordata; Mammalia; Eulipotyphla; Erinaceidae.